Fusarium keratoplasticum is the source of this 2814-nucleotide messenger RNA. RefSeq lists its product as uncharacterized. The coding region runs from base 1 to 2814 and encodes 937 amino acids. Gene Ontology annotation, biological process: sodium ion export across plasma membrane; regulation of membrane potential; proton export across plasma membrane. The record is from RefSeq and is a predicted model, not a curated record. Gene Ontology annotation, cellular component: plasma membrane. The transcript is spliced from 2 exons. NCBI's taxonomy places the organism in Eukaryota, Fungi, Ascomycota, Sordariomycetes, Hypocreales, Nectriaceae. Gene Ontology annotation, molecular function: sodium:proton antiporter activity.
AUGGCGUGGAGUCACCUCGAUAUCACCAAACCUCAUUUGGUGUACAUCAUCCUCGGCGGCUUCACCAGUCUGUUCAUGCUCUGCUCAUCCGUUAUCAAGGAGCGCAUGUACAUUGGUGAAGCUACAGUUGCCACCCUCUGUGGUGUCAUCUUUGGUCCUCAUGCGGCCAACCUCAUCAACCCCAAGGAAUGGGGAAGCGUUGACAUCGUCACCGUUGAAUUCUCCCGAAUCGUCCUGGUCGUUCAAUGUUUCGCCGUCGGUGUCGAAUUGCCCAAAUUCUACAUGGAGCGCCAUUGGCGAUCCGUCGUUCUGCUACUGAUCCCCGUCAUGACCUUUGGCUGGCUUAUUGUUAGCUUGGUAAUCUGGUGGAUGAUCCCAGAGCUUGACUGGCUUGACGGUCUUGUUGUGGCUGCCUGCGUUACUGCUACUGAUCCUGUCCUGGCCUCCUCGGUUGUUGGUAAGGGCAAGUUCGCAAAGCGUGUCCCCAAGCAUCUUAGAGACUUGCUGUCCGCCGAGUCCGGCUGUAACGAUGGCAUGGCCUUCCCCUUUAUUUACCUGUCCCUGUACCUCAUCCAGUUCAAGCGGGAUGCCCAAGACGUGAGCUUUCACUUUGUCGUCUAUGUCAUCUUGUACGAGUGUAUCUUUGGCGCCAUCUAUGGUUUCGUCAUUGGCUACAUUGCUCGCCACGGUAUCAAGUACGCUGAAGAGCAUGAUCUCAUUGACCGAGAAAGUUUCCUCGUCUUCUACUUUGUCGUUGCACUCUUCUGUGCCGGCUCUGGUAGUAUCUUGGGCAUGGAUGACUUGCUGGUAGGAUUCGCGGCCGGUGUCGGUUUCUCCAACGACGGUUGGUUUGGCGAAAAGACCGAAGAGUCGCAUGUUUCCAACGUUAUCGAUCUCUUGCUCAACUUGACUUACUUCGUCUACCUCGGCACUAUCAUUCCCUGGGAGGAGUUCAACAACGGCGUUUUCGGCCUCAAGGCUUGGCGUCUGGUCGUCAUUGCCAUCUUUGUCCUCUUCUUCCGCCGAAUCCCGAUUAUGUUGGCCCUGAAACCAUUUAUACCGGACGUCAAAACUUGGCGAGAGGCUCUUUUCGCAGGACAUUUCGGUCCUAUCGGUGUCGGUGCCAUCUUUGUUGCCAUUCUAGCCCGAGCCGAGCUUGAGCACGAAGAGCCAGUACCCCUGUCAGAACUGCCGCCGGAGAACUCUCCCCAUUAUCAUCUCAUAUAUCUGGUGUGGCCUAUUGUCACUUUCCUGGUCGUCACCUCGAUUCUGGUUCACGGAUCUUCCAUUGCUGUCUUUACUCUUGGAAAGCGCAUCAACACCCUGAGUCUGACAAUGUCAUACACAGCGGCCCCUGAAGACGGCCCAUCCUGGAUGAACAGACUGCCUCGAAUCACAUCCCAAUCCAAGUCUCAGGCGAGGUCUAUUUCUGAGGCGUCCUUCGAUGAGGAAAAGAAUCCCCAGUAUCCUCCCGGCACUUUGGCACCCCCUGCCGGACCGUACAGCCAUCUCUUACGCAAGCAGCGAGAUCAAGGCAGCGGAAGCAGAUCUUCUUCAAUUGUUUCACGGAAACGGAAGCACAAGACCUGGGACGACGGUAUUGGCCCAGGUGGCCCCAUCACUCAGUCCGCCAUUUUCCCUCAGCGUCAAUCCACAUCUCUCAUGUCUCCUGCCGAACCUGCUGAGCGCGAAGAGUCACCUUCACGCGAGAACACCGAGUCCACUCUGGCUGCUGAGGAUAGUUCCAAGGAUAGUUCCAAGGAAAAGGAGCCUGAGAGAAUCGAGCAAGCUGAGGCCAGCCCCUCUGGAAGCAGCGGCCAGAAGACUCCACCAAGACCUGUCAACAUCUACGACGAAGGCGAUAAUCUAGUGUUUGAGGGCCGCGAUGGUGAAGUCAUCGAUGUUCAGCCUGUUCCUGAAGAGCACAAGAACGAAAGGCUUCCAACACCCGUUACUGUUGCAAAGGCUGACGCUGAUAAGCUGUGGACGAUUUCUGGCUUCAAGAAGAAGAUGGGCGAGGUCUACAAUGUCGAAAUGGAGAAGCGCAAGGAUAAGGGCAAGGAGCGAAAGCAUGAACCUGCUCGAGCUUAUCAGUUUGGUAACACGAUUAUUGUCGAAGACGAGGACGGUGAGGUCGUCAAGACCUACGAGCUACCCUCUGGCAAGGGCGAGCAGGCCGAAGCCGGUGCUAGCGGAUCCUCCGAAGAAAAGGCGCCUGCCAAGCCCGGUUGGGCUACCUUUGGAGGUAGAUUCGGUGUUGCGAGCGGCGAGCAGUCUCGAAAGAAGUCUGUCGCGGAAACUCAGGCUGCUGAUGACAAGCACAUUCGCUUCACCAUCGGCGGCGUGGGCCAGCGCAUGACCAAGGAAGACUUCAUUCGCGAAAUGCAAAAGCUGGAUUCUCGGACGAGGAAGGAAGUUGUGGAUCAGUCGACCGCCUCGCAAACUGUCAAGAGGAUUGCCACACAGGAGGUCCCAGACUCUAGCAAAGCCGCUGAGGCUUCUCCCGUAAGGGGCGAACGGCCUGCCGCUGGAGAGUCUAGCUCGCCUACUCGCCGAGGACGUCAACUCAGCACAAACAAGCCCUCGGAAGAACAGGGCGAGACAGCAGUUGAGCGAAAGCGCCGCCUGGCUGUCCUUGCGACCCAGGAAGAUGAGGAAGCAGGAGAGACCCCUGCCGAGCGACGGCGGCGAGAGGCUGCUCUGGGUGUGGGUCAUGGUGAAGACAGUGAUGAUGAAGGUGGUGAGCGGGUCCCUCCGGAGCGCAGGGGCAUCACAUUUGCAGCAUCUACACGGCCUGGAAAGCGCGCAAAGUAG